GUCCUGCGAGGCUGGGCCGGCGGCGUCGGCGGCGGGAGGCGGGUGACCCGCGGCGGGGCGCCUCGGCCAUGACUGCGGAGUUGCAGCAGGACGACGCGGCCGGCGCGGCCGACGGCCACGGCUCGAGCUGCCAAAUGCUGUUAAAUCAACUGAGAGAAAUCACAGGCAUUCAGGACCCUUCCUUUCUCCAUGAAGCUCUGAAGGCCAGUAAUGGUGACAUUACUCAGGCAGUCAGCCUUCUCACUGAUGAGAGAGUUAAGGAGCCCAGUCAAGACACUGUUGCUACAGAACCAUCUGAAGUAGAGGGGAGUGCUGCCAACAAGGAAGUAUUAGCAAAAGUGAUAGACCUUACUCAUGAUAACAAAGAUGAUCUUCAGGCUGCCAUUGCUUUGAGUCUGCUGGAGUCUCCCAAAAUUCAAGCUGAUGGAAGAGAUCUGAACAGGAUGCACGAAGCAACCUCUGCAGAAACUAAGCGCUCAAAGAGAAAACGCUGUGAAGUCUGGGGAGAAAACCCCAAUCCCAGUGACUGGAGGAGAGUUGAUGGUUGGCCAGUGGGGCUGAAAAAUGUUGGCAAUACAUGUUGGUUUAGUGCUGUUAUUCAGUCUCUCUUUCAAUUGUCUGAAUUUCGAAGACUUGUUCUCAGCUAUAGUCUGCCACAAAAUGUACUUGAAAAUUGUCGAAGUCACACAGAAAAGAGAAAUAUCAUGUUUAUGCAAGAGCUUCAGUAUUUGUUUGCUUUAAUGAUGGGAUCAAAUAGAAAAUUUGUAGACCCGUCUGCAGCCCUGGAUCUAUUAAAGGGAGCAUUCCGAUCAUCUGAGGAACAGCAGCAAGAUGUGAGUGAAUUCACACACAAGCUCCUGGAUUGGCUAGAGGACGCAUUCCAGCUAGCUGUUAAUGUUAACAGCAGUCCCAGGAACAAAUCUGAAAAUCCAAUGGUGCAGCUCUUCUAUGGUACUUUCCUGACUGAAGGGGUUCGUGAAGGAAAACCCUUUUGUAACAAUGAGACCUUCGGCCAGUAUCCUCUUCAGGUAAACGGUUAUCGCAACUUAGACGAGUGUUUGGAAGGGGCCAUGGUGGAGGGUGAUGUUGAGCUUCUUCCCUCUGAUCACUUGGUGAAGUAUGGACAAGAGCGUUGGUUUACAAAGCUACCUCCAGUGUUGACCUUUGAACUGUCAAGAUUUGAGUUUAAUCAGUCCCUUGGUCAGCCAGAGAAAAUUCACAAUAAGCUGGAAUUUCCUCAGAUUAUUUAUAUGGACAGGUAUCUUGAAGAGACAGGGAAGAUGGUGGGGCUUGCCAUCCACGAUGACUUCAAAGCCCUUCAGAACUUUCAUCCCAAGUCCCUCACCAGUGACAACUCCCAUAUCCUCCUCCUCCUUCCCAAAUGGAAGGCUGAUUACCUGGUGAAGGUCACCAUGUCUUUGAAGCGUCUCAUCAAGAAGCUGCUGAACGGGGACAUACGGAUCUUUUGUCAGCGAAUCUUAAAAUGCAAAACCAAUUUGGGCAGUAGCGUACCAGUGUCUUUGCCUCUUAGGUAUGUGAAAUAUGGCUCAGGCCCAGCUCGGUUCCCGCUCCCUGACAUGCUGAAAUACGUUAUUGAAUUUGCUAGUACAAAACCUGCCUCAGAAAGCUGUCCACCUGAAAGUGACACACACAUGACAUUACCACUUUCUUCAGUGCACUGCUCGGUUCCUGACCAGACAUCAAAGGAAAGUACGAGUACAGAAAGCUCUUCUCAGGAUGUUGAAAGUACCUUUUCUUCUGAAGAUUCUCAACACAAGUCUAAACCACUUACAUCUUCUCGGUCUUCCAUGGAAAUGCCUGCACAGCCAGCUCCAAAAACAGUCACAGAUGAGGAGAUAAACUUUGUUAAGACUUGUCUUCAGAGGUGGAGGAGUGAGAUUGAACAAGAUAUACAAGAUUUAAAGAAUUGUAUUGCAAGUACUACUCAGACUGUUGAGCAGAUGUACUGUGAUCCUCUCCUUCGUCAGGUGCCUUAUCGCUUGCAUGCAGUUCUUGUUCAUGAAGGACAAGCAAAUGCUGGACACUAUUGGGCCUAUAUCUAUAAUCAACCCCGUCAGAGCUGGCUCAAGUACAAUGACAUCUCUGUUACCGAAUCUUCCUGGGAAGAAGUUGAAAGAGAUUCCUAUGGGGGCCUGAGAAAUGUUAGUGCUUACUGUCUGAUGUACAUUAAUGACAAACUACCCCACUUCAAUGCAGAGGCAGCCCCAAAUGAGUCAGAUCAAAUGUCAGAAGUGGAAGCCUUAUCUGUGGAACUUAAGCAUUACAUUCAGGAGGAUAACUGGCGAUUUGAGCAAGAAGUAGAGGAGUGGGAAGAAGAGCAAUCUUGCAAAAUCCCUCAAAUGGAGUCCUCCACCAACUCCUCAUCACAGGACUUCUCUACAUCACAAGAGCCUUCAGUAGCCUCUUCUCAUGGGGUUCGCUGCUUGUCAUCUGAGCAUGCUGUGAUUGUAAAGGAGCAGACUGCCCAGGCUAUUGCAAACACAGCCCGUGCCUAUGAGAAGAGCGGUGUAGAAGCAGCACUGAGUGAGCUUAAAGAAGCUGAACCCAAGAAGCCCAUGCCCCAGGAAACAAACUUUGCAGAGCAGUCAGAGCAGCCUCAAAAGGCUAAUGAUGCAGAGUCUACUGCCCAGCCUAAUUCUGAGGUCUCUGAAGUCGAGAUUCCCAGUGUGGGAAGGAUUCUGGUUAGAUCUGAUGCAGAUGGAUAUGAUGAGGAGGUGAUGCUGAGCCCUGCCAUGCAAGGGGUCAUCCUGGCCAUAGCUAAAGCCCGUCAGACCUUUGACCGAGAUGGGUCUGAAGCAGGGCUGAUUAAGGCAUUCCAUGAGGAAUACUCCAGGCUCUAUCAGCUUGCCAAAGAGACCCCCACCUCUCACAGUGAUCCUCGACUUCAACAUGUCCUUGUCUACUUCUUCCAAAAUGAGGCACCCAAAAGGGUAGUAGAACGAACUCUUCUGGAACAGUUUGCAGAUAAAAAUCUUAGCUAUGAUGAAAGAUCAAUCAGCAUUAUGAAGGUGGCUCAAGCGAAACUGAAGGAAAUUGGUCCAGAUGACAUGAAUAUGGAAGAGUACAAGAAGUGGCAUGAAGAUUAUAGUUUGUUCCGAAAAGUAUCUGUGUACCUCCUAACAGGCCUGGAACUCUAUCAAAAAGGAAAGUACCAAGAGGCACUUUCCUACCUGGUAUAUGCCUACCAGAGCAAUGCUGCCCUGCUGAUGAAGGGGCCUCGCCGGGGGGUCAAGGAGUCCGUGAUUGCUUUAUACCGAAGGAAAUGCCUUCUGGAGCUGAAUGCCAAAGCAGCUUCUCUCUUUGAAACAAAUGAUGAUCACUCUGUAACCGAGGGCAUUAAUGUGAUGAAUGAGCUGAUCAUCCCCUGCAUUCACCUUAUCAUUAAUAAUGACAUCUCCAAGGAUGACCUGGAUGCCAUUGAAGUCAUGAGAAACCAUUGGUGCUCUUACCUUGGGCAAGAUAUUGCAGAAAAUCUGCAGCUGUGCCUGGGGGAGUUUCUACCCAGACUUCUAGAUCCUUCUGCAGAAAUCAUUGUCUUGAAGGAGCCUCCAACUAUUCGACCCAAUUCUCCUUAUGACCUAUGUAGCCGAUUUGCAGCUGUCAUGGAGUCAAUUCAAGGAGUUUCAACUGUGACAGUGAAAUAAGCUCCCACGUGUUCAAGGCCCAUUCUGGUUUCUGGCUGCCUGCCCCUUGCACAGAAGUCCGUUGUCACAGUGCUCACCUUGGGAAAAGGAUUAGGUGGGCACAUAAGAUUCCAAUUCAGACCCCAACGAUGCUGGGUGUGUAAAGAAGGAUUGAAAAUAAAAUUGCACUUUUUAGGUA
Molecule: messenger RNA, 3843 nt
Organism: Cebus imitator (Panamanian white-faced capuchin)
Lineage: Eukaryota; Metazoa; Chordata; Mammalia; Primates; Cebidae
Gene: USP28
Product: ubiquitin specific peptidase 28
Exons: 26
Coding region: 69-3665 (1198 amino acids)
Biological process (GO): regulation of protein stability; protein deubiquitination; DNA damage checkpoint signaling
Cellular component (GO): cytosol; nucleus
Molecular function (GO): cysteine-type deubiquitinase activity; protein binding; cysteine-type endopeptidase activity
Source: RefSeq, a predicted model, not a curated record